GUCCUCAAAACGUCAGUUUAUCACGAACUGUUGGACGAUUUCUUUCACAGUCGGUCGCUUCUCGUUGUUCGUCGAUUUUCCGUUCACAAGUCGCUAUCGAUUUGUAUUCUUGCUUCCGCGCAUCCAUCAGGCAAACGCAACAAAGCCCGCCAAAAUGGUUUGGAUCACCGCUGACGAUCAGAUGGCUGGCAAGCCGAACACUCAGGCGUUAUAUGCUCAAAGUCAGCUGGACCACAUGUGCGCCCUGGAUAUUGACAGUCGAGUAUCCUUCGUUCGUUUAUCCGGUAUCAUUUGCACGAUUGGUCCUGCAUCCAGAUCUGUGGAGAUUUUGGAGAAAAUGAUCGAGACAGGGAUGAAUAUCGCUCGAUUGAACUUCUCUCAUGGGUCUCACGAGUAUCACGCGGAGACCAUCGCCAAUGUUCGUGAGGCGCAGAAGAAUUUAACCGCCCGUGCCGGUAUCAAUAUUCCCGUCGCUAUCGCUCUUGACACGAAGGGUCCUGAAAUCCGUACCGGUCUCUUAGAAGGUGGUGACUCGGCAGAGGUUGAAUUAAUCAAAGGCCAGAUUUUUAAAUUGUCUACUGACAAGACGUAUAUGGAGAAAGGAAAUGCUCACAUUGUUUAUGUCGAUUAUGAAAAUAUUUCGAAGGUGUUAAAGCCAGGGAAUCGCGUGUUUGUGGAUGAUGGCUUGAUUUCUCUUAUUGUUUCCGCUGUCGGUUCUAAUUUAAUUUCAACUACCGUUGAAAACGGUGGUAUGUUGGGAUCCCGCAAAGGUGUGAAUUUGCCAGGAGUUCCAGUGGAUCUUCCAGCGGUAUCGGAGAAAGAUAAAUCCGAUCUUCAGUUUGGUGUUGAUCAAGAAGUUGAUAUGAUAUUCGCCUCUUUUAUUAGAAAUGCUGCUGCAUUAAGCGAAAUUCGUGAUAUUCUCGGUGAGAAGGGUAAAAAUAUAAAAAUCAUAUCAAAGAUCGAGAACCAACAGGGUAUGACGAAUCUCGACGAGAUCAUCGAUGCAUCCGAUGGUAUCAUGGUAGCGCGUGGUGACUUGGGAAUAGAAAUACCACCACAGAAAGUAUUCCUGGCGCAAAAGUCUAUGAUCAGUAGGUGCAAUAAAGUUGGCAAGCCAGUAAUUUGCGCUACGCAAAUGCUGGAGUCCAUGGUGAAAAAACCACGUGCUACGAGAGCUGAAACUUCAGAUGUUGCUAAUGCUAUUCUUGAUGGCGCUGAUUGUGUUAUGUUAUCAGGUGAAACAGCGAAAGGGGAUUAUCCUUUAGAAUGUGUUCGUACAAUGGCUAACAUCUGUAAGGAAGCAGAAGCUGCGAUUUGGCAGACUCAAAUCUUCCACGACCUAUCGAGUAAAGUUCUACCGCCUAUUGAUGCUACGCAUGCUGUUGCCAUUGCCUCUGUGGAAGCGUCUGUUAAAUGUUUGGCUAGUGCUAUUAUUGUUAUUACGACAUCUGGUCGAUCCGCACAUCUAAUCGCGAAAUAUAGACCUCGUUGUCCCAUCAUCGCGGUUACUAGAUUCCAUCAAGUUGCUCGACAAGCACAUUUGUACCGUGGAAUAUUACCAUUGUAUUAUGAAGGUAUGAUAAAUAAUUAUAUUUAUAAAUAA
Messenger RNA from Pogonomyrmex barbatus (red harvester ant), 1603 nucleotides. Its product is annotated as pyruvate kinase. The record is from RefSeq and is a predicted model, not a curated record. Gene Ontology annotation, molecular function: potassium ion binding; pyruvate kinase activity; magnesium ion binding. Gene Ontology annotation, biological process: glycolytic process. Lineage: Eukaryota; Metazoa; Arthropoda; Insecta; Hymenoptera; Formicidae.